Molecule: messenger RNA, 2156 nt
Organism: Hibiscus syriacus
Lineage: Eukaryota; Viridiplantae; Streptophyta; Magnoliopsida; Malvales; Malvaceae
Product: protein ROOT PRIMORDIUM DEFECTIVE 1-like
Exons: 1
Coding region: 105-1466 (453 amino acids)
Molecular function (GO): RNA binding
Source: RefSeq, a predicted model, not a curated record
UUUGCCUGUUAUCGCCUUGAGAGAAUGUUAUUGUUGGACUCUGGCGAUUCUCCGGCUCCAGCUUGAGAUAAACAAAACCCUAAACCUCAAAUUAAACUCAUACGAUGCUGGGUUUCACCUCCAAUCUUCUCAAACCUCGCAGACCUUUGAGUUUCUUUCACGACUUGACUUCCAAAAUGCUAAUGUCUCAGUCCACCUCUAUCCCCAAAAAGCAGGAAAGGGUACGCGAUCACGGUUUCGACAACUACAUGGAGAUCGAGAAGAAGAACCGCAAAGUCCUCAAAUUCCAAUCCCUAAUCAUCUCCCAGCCGAGCCAAACGCUGCCCACCUCUCGUUUCGACUCCCUCGCCCGUCGCCUUGGCCUCGGCUUCAAAGAAAACGAAGCCGCCGCUUAUCUCCUCAAAUUCCCUCACGUUUUCGAAAUCUACGAGCACCCUGUUCUUCGAAUCCUCUUUUGCAGGCUAACCCGGAAGGCGCUUCUCCAAAUGGAGCAGGAAAAAGAAGCCCUCAAUGCCCAGAUACCCGAUGCCGUCACCCGGUUAAGGAAGUUGCUUAUGAUGUCCAAUACGGGUCGUUUAAGGCUGGAACAUAUUCGGAUUGCCAGGAAAGAAUUUGGGUUGCCUGAUGAUUUUGAGUUCUCGGUAAUUCUCAAAUACCCUGAAUUUUUUAGAUUGUUUGAUGCUCGCGAGACUAGGAAUAAAUACAUUGAGAUUGUUGAAAGAGAUCCUAAGUUAGCUGUUUGUGCUAUAGAGAACGUUAGAGAGAGAGAGUACAGAGAAAAGGGUCUUGAUGCUGAGGAUACUAGGUUCUCGUUUAUUGUGAAUUUUCCACCUGGGUUUAAGAUUGGUAAGUAUUAUAGGAUUGCGGUUUGGAAGUGGCAACGAGUUCCGUAUUGGUCACCUUACGAGGAUGUUUCCGGUUAUGAUUUGAGGUCGUUGGAAGCUCAGAAGAGAAUGGAAAAGAGGGCAGUUGCAACUAUUCAUGAGUUGCUCUCAUUGACCGUGGAGAAGAAGAUUUCUUUGGAGAGGAUUGCGCAUUUUAGGAUGGCAAUGAAUUUGCCUAAGAAGUUGAAGGAUUUUCUGCUACAGCAUCAGGGGAUAUUUUAUGUUUCGACAAGGGGGAACUAUGGGAAGCUUCAUACAGUAUUUCUUAGGGAGGCUUAUAGGAAAGGGGAGUUAAUUGAGCCAAAUGAUUUGUAUUUUGCGAGAAGGAAGUUGGGUGAGUUAAUUUUGCUUAGCUCUAGAAAGGCAAAGGUGGAUAAGGAUCUGGUUAGCUAUAGGAGGGAUAGGGAAGUUGAUGACAUUGUGUGUGUUAGACCUGACUAUAUGGAAAACAACUACGAAGAUUUCAGGGACGAGGAUGAAAUUGAGCAUGAAGAGAAAGGAAAAGAUGGUUUCAUUUCAGAUAUACUUUCUGAUAACAUAGAUGAGAAUGAAGUUAUGGAUGAAAAGGAGGAUACCGUUUAAGAGAAUAAAAAAACCCGACUUUUGUCGUUUAAUGUCAUUUUUUAAUUUUGUAAUAUUGAACUUAUAAUCAGCCAGACAUUACAAUGGACAACCAGCUUAUGCAUUCGAUGAGCAUUAACAUCCAUAGGACAUUUUGGAUUAAGGAUUGCCUUGUCAGAUAUGGAGAAUGUAGAUGGAUUUCUAAGUUGUUGGCGGAAGAAGCACUGGCUUCUAUUGUGUGAUUAAUGAUAAUUUGGGGCUUUGAUGAAUCAAUCACAGUGUGGGAGAAUACAAAGGUAGUUAUGAACUAUUGAAGCUGAAGCAUCUGUACUGCAACAAUUCUUCUUGCUUGGAUUAGUCACCAAAGGAAGAAGUUGACAAAAACUUUCAGCAGGUAAAUGGAAAUAAGGAAAUCCCUGAGGUUUCUAGUGAUAUCGUGAAAGUGGCACGAUCCUAGUAUUUUUUGCCCUCCCCUCCAUCUGCAGUUUGGUGUUCUGUUUUCAAAUUUAUAUAUAGAGGAUCUUUAUUUCUGUUUGGAUGAAAGAGACAACAAGGAAAAUAUUGGGUGGGUUGGGCACAAACAGAUGGGUGUUCUGUGACUCAGGGUAAAGCAGGUCUUAGGUUGGAAAUAAGUUAUCCUGUUCCUUGAAAAAGUGUGUAGGCCUUAUAUAAGUUUAUUUACAUUUUAGGCCUAGAGUUUCCUUUGCAGGG